Molecule: messenger RNA, 1536 nt
Organism: Strongylocentrotus purpuratus (purple sea urchin)
Lineage: Eukaryota; Metazoa; Echinodermata; Echinoidea; Camarodonta; Strongylocentrotidae
Exons: 1
Coding region: 1-1536 (511 amino acids)
Biological process (GO): positive regulation of DNA-templated transcription
Cellular component (GO): chromatin; nucleoplasm
Molecular function (GO): ubiquitin-protein transferase activity
Source: RefSeq, a predicted model, not a curated record
AUGUGUAACAAAUGCCGUGAGGUUCACAAUAAAUGGCAGCCUCAUGUCAAGCAUAGAGUUGUGAAAGUAGAAGACGUCAGAGAGGGAAGGGUGGUUAUCGAAAAAGAGGUUUACUGCCAGGAACACAAAGCAGAUAAAAAGAAAUACAUAUGUACUGAUGUAUGUAUCACUUGUAAGAAGUUCAUCUGCUUGAGAUGUCGAAUGUUGUACCAUGACAAGAAAGGACACACUGUUCAAGAUGCUGAGGAAAAUAAUGCUUCUACCAAGAAACACAUUGAAUCUCUACAAGCCCGAGGUAAGACAAAAGCUACAACCAUAACAAAUCACGUGACCUGCAUCAAGAAUCAGAAGAAGCGUGUCACUGAUCACAUUGCCGGCAAAAAAGCUGAAAUCGAGAAGAAGUAUCAAGAAUCACUCAAGAAAUUAAACGAGAGAAAAGCAGCAUUAGACCAGCAGUUGGAUACUCAGGAAGUGAAAUUAUGUAAAAUAUUGGAUGAGAUGAAGGAUGUUGAUGAGAGGUUGAUUACGAAUAUCGAGAGUGCGAGUGCGUUAGCAGGUAAUUGCAUGAAGGCUCCAUUAGAAGGUGACAUCAUUGUUAUUCGUGAUACAUUGUCUGGUGAGUUGAAGAAUGUACUAGACAGGGAUGAUCCAGAGAAGAAGCUGGCUACGAAUGUAGCUGACCGUGCAGAGCAACUGAUAUUCACACCUAACAAUCAAUGUGAUCAGUUGAACAUUGGUCAGGUCAGGUUCAUGAAAUGUGAGUUGGUAUGUGAUGUAGAACUCUCAGAGAAAGGUAACAUGAACGGCAUGGCUGCUACACCCGAUGGUAGGAUGGCAGUGGGAUCUAGAUUUGGAGGAAUCGAUAUCUUCUCUGCUGAUGGUCAGCUGCAGAAGACAGUCCUCAAGGAUGUUGGUAUGCUUGAUGUAGGAUUCCUGUCUAAUGGUCGACAUGUGGUCCUGAAUGACAACAAUGACAUCACAUUGUACACACAGGCGUAUGAGAGGCGGCAUGUAACGUUUGAUACUCUGAGUAAUGACGAAGGUGGGCUUGGUCGUCUCACUGUAGAUAGUAAUGAUCAAAUCUUUGUCGGCUACUGGAAAGCCAUGAAGAUCCAUGUGUUCUUACAAGCAGGUGGGAAGGCGAUCAGGGAGAUACCAUGCAAUGGGUAUAUACCUAUGACGAUUACUAGUUAUAACGACUUAUUAGUCGUAACGUAUGUUGAUGAAGUAAUUCUAAUUGACAAAGAUGGCAAUUCAAAACACAAGGUACAGAAAUCAAAUGUUAUUGCAUACGCUGCUGUGACUCAGAAUAAUUCAAUCAUAAUCGCUUGGGUCAAGCAUGAUGAUGGGUUGGUCAGUAUCGAUGAGUACACCAGCGAUCUGAAACACGUCCAAACUCUCUUUUCUGAUUUCAGGAUUGAGAAGCCUGAGAGAAUAUGGUACUAUCUGCGCGAGUUCCGAUCAGGGGAGAUUGCUUUCUGUACUCCUGAUAGACUCUAUAUAUUCAAACUAACCAUCACACCAGUCCAUGAAUGA